UAAAGUUCAAAACUUUAAUGAAUGAAAAGUCAGUCGAUUUUUUCUCUACAAUUUCACGACAAAUAUUGAGAAUUAGGGAGAAAUCGGAGACAAAAUCCAAUGAUUUGAUUGAUCUCAUGAUGAGAGCAAAGGAAGGAAAGGAUAACAGUAAUGAUGAGAGGAAUAAAUACGAGUCGCAUCACAUCAAUGAAGGCGAAGAGGAACUCGAAAUCACAAACAAAAUACUGAAUAUAAAGCCAUCGAAUAUAUUCAUAACAGAGGAUGAGAUGAUAGCGCAGAUGUUUAUUGUACUGUUAGCCGGAUAUGAGACAACGGCCAGUACUCUGUCCUUCUGUUCCUAUGAAUUGGCACUCAAUCCAGACGUUCAGCAAAAACUAUACGAAGAAGUGAUGACUUUGAUGGACACAAACGGAGAGAUUGAUUACGAAGUGUUGAUAAAACUCCCGUUUUUGGAUGCAGUCAUUGCUGAGACUCUUAGACUCCACACACCUCUCGUUAAAAUAGGAAGAAUUGCUGCAAAGGACUACCGGUUGGGAAACACUGGGAUUACUGUAUAUAAGGGACAAGCCUUGGAAAUACCUGUUUAUGCUAUCCAUCACUCAAAGGAAUAUUAUCCAAACGCCGAAAUGUUUAUUCCCGACCGCUUUCUACCCGAAAAUCGUCACCAAAUAAUUCCCUACACUUAUCUGCCCUUCGGUUCCGGUCCUCGCAAUUGCAUUGGAAUGAGGUUUGCAUUAAUGGAAGUGAAGUUAGUAUUGGAUGAUUUGGGUGAAGUAGCAGUUGUG
Molecule: messenger RNA, 785 nt
Organism: Medioppia subpectinata
Lineage: Eukaryota; Metazoa; Arthropoda; Arachnida; Sarcoptiformes; Oppiidae
Source: the annotation of a GenBank genome assembly